CUGGGUGUUCGGGAUGAUCGAUGUGGCGAGCGGCGAACUCCGGAUGGUCAGGGUCCGCAGACGGGACACCCUGACCCUGUGUCGCGAAAUCCAACGGCACGUGGCGCCCGGGACCACAAUAACCACGGACGAGUGGGCGGCCUAUAGGAGGAUUCCUGCGCUCCGGGACGCGGCUGGAGUUUCCCUGAACUACACCCACCUGACCGUAAACCACAGCCGGCAGUUCGUGAACUCCAGGAACGGGGCCCACACUCAAAACAUCGAGUCUGCGUGGGGACCCGCCAAGGCGCUGCUCGUCCGCACCAUGAAGGGGUGGAGCAACCCGGGUGCCCACACACCGCAAGGACGAGCGGAGGCAGACCGCAUGCUGCAGACUUACCUGGACUGGGUCUGGUGGCGAUCAAUCAACGGCCCCACGAAGUGUAAGGACACCUUCCUGCGGCUCCUCGAAACCAUCGCAAGGCAGUACCCACAAGGCUAA
This is a messenger RNA of Ixodes scapularis (black-legged tick), 481 nucleotides long. RefSeq lists its product as uncharacterized. Lineage: Eukaryota; Metazoa; Arthropoda; Arachnida; Ixodida; Ixodidae. The transcript has a single exon. The record is from RefSeq and is a predicted model, not a curated record. Bases 14 to 481 code for a protein of 155 amino acids.